Messenger RNA from Acanthochromis polyacanthus (spiny chromis), 5175 nucleotides. It is a transcript of the gene gal3st1a, whose product is annotated as galactose-3-O-sulfotransferase 1a. The transcript has 3 exons. Bases 2042 to 3319 code for a protein of 425 amino acids. The record is from RefSeq and is a predicted model, not a curated record. Gene Ontology annotation, biological process: myelination; galactosylceramide biosynthetic process. NCBI's taxonomy places the organism in Eukaryota, Metazoa, Chordata, Actinopteri, Pomacentridae. Gene Ontology annotation, molecular function: galactosylceramide sulfotransferase activity. Gene Ontology annotation, cellular component: membrane.
GCAGUCUGAUCAACUAGUACAAUUAGAGGCUUUGUGCUUGGAUAUCUGCAUUUGUUCUUUUUAUGCCGUUUUCCACCCCUCCUAUCGGCUUGCAGCUCAGACUCCAGCGUCUACACUCAAUAGCCCUCUGUAUGGGACACAGAAUAGGGACUGUACAGCCUCUCUCUCCUCCCUCCUUUCCCCUCGCUCCUCCUCCUCCUCUUUCACGCUCACUGACAAGUGCGAGUCCCUUGACAGAAACCCUGACGUCACAGCAGGCUAAAUGAGCCUCCCUGCAGAGCUUUAUUCAGCAAGAUCAGUUUUGGAAUUGAAAGUUGAGGGGAGGCGGCAGGGCAGCUCACAAGCAUCAGGUGUGCAUACGGAGAGAAAGAGGAGAAGAGGAACAGCAGCCAGUAUGAAUGAGCAGCUCAGUGCUGGACAUGCGAUAAGGGGAGCGCGGGACUGUGCCAGGUCUGUAACAGUAUGUGUAUGUCAAGAUCAGAUGUAAGAAACAGAGGAGAAGAAGUUCAACUUUAAUCAGUUAUCUGGAACAUGAUCGUCUAAACAAUGCAGUUCUGCAAGGAAACGCUUCCACUGAACUUCCUCUGGAUUUAUGCAUGAGGGAUGGCUCAGCGGAAACACCGACACAGAAGGAAUUAAACAAUGAGAGUCCUUUCUUGUGACCAGGUAUUUUGCUAAAAACUGAAGUCUGUAAUGGCAGCUCUACACACAGGAGUUCUCACAGAACUGACAUCAGAUGGACCAUAAUUUAAGGUACUCAGGGAUGUGAACCCACUGUGCUUUGGACACAUUUUCACAGUCAUCCUCCUCCACUUGCCUGUCCACCUCAAAAACCCUUUUAAACACAGGGUGUAGUUAAAAUUGUAUGGUGAGCUACAAAAUGACAUACUUACGAGUUGGAAAUGACCAACCUUGUGUUUCUCAGCUGGCCAAAAAAAUAAAUAAUGCACCAUCAUGGAAAGUGAUAUUGCAUCCCCCCUGCAGACUGCAGUAAGACGAGCCGCCUGCUGAGUCAGCUACAUAACGAACAAGUUCAGUGUUUUUUUUAAAUCAUGGUGUAUUUUACAAUUUUCAAUUUAGAAUUUCUUAUUUUUUUGUAUUGCGGUGGCGCUCACUUUACUCCUUCUGCUUGCUACUUCAACAACAAAAUUUCCUUUUGGGAAUUAACUAAGCAUUUCUAUUCUAUUCAGUUCUAUUCUAUUCUAGAAAUAGCAUGUUUUACAUCGAAGUUAAAGUUGUUUUUUAAUUUAAUUUUAUUUUAAAGCAUCAUAUUUUUGUCAUGGGCUACAACGAUUAGAGUCAUUAUAUUAAUAUGCUACUUCCUCAAUAGGAGCGACUGUAUGUAGUUGGAGAAAUUAUGUGCAUACAUCAACAUAUGCAAGCAGAAAAAAAGCAAUUGGAAAAUACAAGCAAAAAUCAAAUAUUCUGCAUACAGUAUUCAGAUCCUUUUCUUGAAUAAAAGUACACUUAUGCUACAAUGUAAAAGUCCUCUCCUAUUCCAGUGGAAGUUGUUACUAGCAAACAAAGCAUCAAAGGUAAAAGUACUUCAUUUAUUCGGCAUAAAAAACAGAUAAAUGGAUGGUUUCAAAUUAAAACGGCUCUCUUUCCUGUUUGUUUUGUAGUUGAUCAAGGUGGAGAUGGCUGUAAAUUCUAUCCAAAUUAAUACCACCACAUAGAUUGAUCUCCUCCUCCUCCCUGUGACAGGUUUUUGCAGUGUGCUGUUUACAUGUGUUCAUGAUUUUCUGUCCACUCCUGUGGAAAGCAGAGAACAAAGAUUGUAAUCUGUGGAGUCACUUUACAAUUAAAUUCCAAUAUACCUAUCUAAAUAAAUCAUUCAAAGCCUUGUCAGCAGAGAACAGUGACGAAACGGUUACAUCAUGGAAGUCUUUGCUUUCUUGUAACUUGAGAAUAGCAUUAAAAAAAGAAAGUCUGGGCAGAGAACAGGCAGGAAAUGCAUACCAGGGUGAUCAUGAAUAAUACAAUGAUAAUGAAUGAGAGGUUUGUUCUCUGUUUUUCAGAAAAUCUUUGAUUCUGCUGGACCAUGACUGGCAAGCAAAUGAGGCAGUGGAAGUCCAUGUGCAAAGGCCUGGUCCUGGGAACUCUCCUGACCAGCUGCAUGAUUCUUCUUUACUGCCUCUCCACUCCACAGGCCCACAUCACUCUGCCUGAGGUUCCAGUUCCUUACUCCUGUGCCCACCGUUCAUCCCAGCUCCACUCCAAAUCAACCAUCAACAGUUCCCAAGGGAACUCUGGCCAAAACUGUGCUGCUAAAGUCGAUAUUAUGUUCAUGAAGACCCACAAAACAGCCAGCAGCACUUUCCUCAAUAUACUUUUCCGCUUUGGAGAGAAACAUCAGCUGAAAUUUGCUUUCCCUGACAGCAGAAAUGAUUUCUUCUAUCCUUCUUUUUUCGAGCGCUCCCAGGUUAAAGACUACAAACCUGGAAUGUGCUUCAAUAUUAUCUGUAAUCACAUGCGCUUCAAUGAACCUGAAUUGGCCAAGUUGCUACCAAUGGACACAUCCUACAUCACUAUUCUGCGAGACCCCGCUGAGCUUUUUGAGUCAUCCUUCCACUACUUUGGCCGGCUGGUGCCUUUUACCUGGAAGAUACCAGGUGAUGACAAGCUGACCGAGUUCCUACUUGACCCCAGUAAGUACUUUGAUCCAGACAGCUACAACUCUUUCUACCUCAAGAAUCUGCUGUUCUUUGACUUUGGACAGGACAACACUCUGGAGCUGGACGAUCCGCGGGUAGAAGAAGGAAUCAAACUCAUCACUGACCGUUUUCAGCUUGUCAUGUUGGUGGAACAUUUUGAGGAAUCGCUAAUUCUGCUCAAGGACGCCCUCUGCUGGGAAAUGGAUGACCUGCUCUUCUUUAAGCUCAAUGCCCGUAAGGGAUCCACUGUGUCUAAACUCACCCCUGAGCUGAGGGCCAGGUCCCUUGAGUGGAAUGCUAUUGACUGGAAGCUUUACCAGCAUUUUAACCAAACGUUUUGGAAAAAAGUAGACACAUAUGGACGACAACGUAUGGCUGAGGACGUGGCGGAGCUCAGGCAGAGGAACAAAGAGAUGGCAUCCAUCUGCAUUGAGGGGGGUCAUGCUGUGGAAGCUGGCAACAUCCAAGAAACAGACAUGCAGCCCUGGCAGCCAAUCGGAGAGAAGUCUAUCAUGGGCUAUAACUUGAAGAAGAACUUGGACAAAGCACACCAGAAGUUGUGCCGCAAGAUGUUGAUGCCAGAGAUUCAGUACCUAUCAGAGCUUGGGGUGAACCUGUGGAUCACCAAGCUGUGGGGCCAUGUCCGAGAUAUCAUCAACUGGUGACUAGACAUGUGAGCAAGAGGGGCCAAUUCAACUCUGAAAGACUGCAUUCAAACAAGACAGCUGUGACUGUGUGGCUUAAAGACUGAGGGUUGAACAGUUUCUGUCUCAUUCCUUGUCUCAUUUUGUUGAAAUGUAUCGAGAUUCACUUGUUUGCAUUAUAUAUGAAUAUGCACUGUAAUCGAUCUGAUGGGUGCUUUAGAGAAAAAAAAGUAUAUUGUUGACCUCACAAUCUACAAAUACUGAACCAGUUUACUACAUCCAGAUGAGGUUUAGUGUUGUUGUCUGUUUUUGAGUCCAUUUUCAAACUUUAAAAUGUUCUUACAUUCAGAUGUGAGCUUGUUCUAAUGGAGCAGUUGGACGAACGAUGAAGUUCAGGACUAAUUAUUUAAGCCUUUUAAUGGAAUACGGAACCAUUGUUGCCAUCCCUGACAAAUUUUGAAGAUACUCUGAAGACACUGAAAGAAUGUGUCGAUUUGAAAUAAAUAAUGUCACUUGAGCUUUGAUAUCUGUACGCCAAAGCUCAAGUUUGAAGCGACUGAUUCAAUUCUAAAUGUAAAAAUACAGAUGUCAAAAUGGUGAAUGUAUUACAUCCCACUUUACACUCUAUGGAGGACAAAAUCGGCCUUAGUUUGAAAAAAUAGGUCACCAAAUACAAACCUUUGUAAUAGCAUUUACAUUUACAUGAGAAAAACACACAAUCACUCUUUUUCAGCGCCCCACAUCUGCUACGUCUAAAUAAAAUGUAGUCAUUAUUAAUGCUAUUAAUUAAAAAUGUGCUUUUCCUGCAGUGGCAUGUUAACCUUUCUGUCACAAAACAUGUGUGAUGAAGUACAUGCAAAGAAAUUACUAAUUUAAAAGCAAAGGAGAAAAAAAUACUGUCUGUGAUUCUUUACAUUGCUUGUCAUUUUGAUUAACCUAUGAUGUAUGUUGACUUCUCUGCUAUAUAAUGUGAAAAUUGUUUUUGUGCUCCAGGGGACUUUGCAUUUGUAGCCAAGUCUCCUCUUUCUGCUGAUUUCACAAAUGGUUAUUCUUAAACAACUGAUGCUGUUGGCACUCGUCUUGGCAGGCACAUUGACAGUGUGGUGGGACUUGCACAGUGGGCCAAAAAGUAAAAUCAUUGUCAGCCAAGUGAGGUAAAUGCAUAUCUUCUAUGACAGUGACUAACAGUGUUAAACACCACCUACAUGUGUUUACACAGCCUCGCUCUCAUAACCUGCAGUAGGAAAAGGAAUUCAGUUAUAAGCUAUAAUAUUUUUCCUGUCAAUGCACCACACCCGUCACUUCUUUCACAUGUUAUUUAUUCUUUAUUUUUAUGCAUUUAGUGUUUAGUUCACGGUGUUUUGUAUUUAAUAUUAGAUUCUGUUGUUGUUGUAUAUAUCUGGUUUUUACCGAUUUUGUCCUCCAUACAAUUCCCCACUGCUACCAGCAAUUUAUGAUAAUCUUAAUGAAGUGAAAUGCAAUAUUGCAUGAAAAAGACCAAUUCAGAGAGUUUUCAGCUUCCUCUCUAUCUGUGACUGUUUCAUCUUUGUUAUUGUAUGUAUAAUUAGUAGUAAGAUUGUUCCGGGUUUUAUUGUGUAUGAAUGUAUAUGACCUCCCAAUGUCUUUGAAUAAUCUGAAAACAAUUUUUUGUUGAGUUAAAUCACAAGUUCCUAAUCUGGUGUUGGCAGUGGUUAUUAGGAAUGAAUAAUAUAAGUGAAGAUUGUUGGGUUAAAAUGAACUUAGGUUGCAGAUAACAGACCAAAGUGACAGCAGUUCUCCACUGACCCAUUAAAGUAUUUCUUGUUUAUCAGUGUUAUAAAAUCCUAAUUAUAUCCACUAUGAUUUACUGUUGUAAAAAUAAAACAUGGAAAAUCUAA